CCGCCCAUACCAGUCUGGCCUGGAGCUGAGGUGUCCUGGUCGCCUGCACGCGCACAGCCUGUCCUGGUGCCCCGGUGCCCCAACCAGGUCUGGUCAUGUCCCUGCGUCCCUUGCUCUGGCCGCUCCGGCUGCUGCUGCUGCUGCUGCUCAAUGGGGCGGUGUGCCGAGCUGAGGCUGGGCCAGAAACUGAAAGUCCUGUCCGGACCCUCCAAGUGGAGACCCUGGUACAGCCCCCUGAAUCGUGUACAGAAUCCGCUGCCUUUGGAGACACGCUCCACAUCCACUACACGGGCAGCUUGGUAGACGGACGCAUUAUUGAUACCUCUCUGUCUAGAGAUCCUCUGGUGAUAGAACUUGGCCAAAAACAGGUGAUUCCAGGUCUGGAGCAGAGCCUUCUGGACAUGUGUGUGGGAGAGAAGCGAAGAGCAGUCAUCCCUUCUCACUUGGCCUAUGGAAAGCGAGGGUACCCGCCAACCAUCCCAGCGGAUGCAGUGGUCCAGUUUGAUGUGGAGCUGAUUGCAUUGUUUCCAGCCAACUACUGGCAAAAGCUGCUGAAGCGCUUUUUGCCUCUGGUAGGCAUAGCUAUGGUGCCCGCACUCCUGGGUCUGAUCGGGUAUCACCUAUACAGAAAGGCCAGCAGACCCAAAGUCUCCAAAAAGAAGCUGAAAGAAGAGAAACGAAACAAGAGUAAAAAGAAAUAAAUAGUGAUCUUUAACAAAA
This is a messenger RNA of Arvicola amphibius (Eurasian water vole), 720 nucleotides long. It is a transcript of the gene Fkbp11, whose product is annotated as FKBP prolyl isomerase 11. The transcript has 6 exons. NCBI's taxonomy places the organism in Eukaryota, Metazoa, Chordata, Mammalia, Rodentia, Cricetidae. The record is from RefSeq and is a predicted model, not a curated record. Gene Ontology annotation, biological process: protein peptidyl-prolyl isomerization. The coding region runs from base 96 to 701 and encodes 201 amino acids. Gene Ontology annotation, molecular function: peptidyl-prolyl cis-trans isomerase activity.